AUGUUGCUAUUGUUCAGUGCAGGUUAUGCCUGUGAAUCGCAAGAAGCAGUUCUCGCGGCGCUGGAUUCUCUUGAAUCCGAUGGUUUUGGUCGUCUUUCAGCAUUGAUCUCAGUGACAGCAGCUCACGCUUUUGUGCAUUUCUCACCGCUUACACUUUUUCUCAUAUAUCGAAUUUUUCUGAAACGUUUAGUGAGGAAGAAGAUUAAAAUGUACUCAUUUGUUGCCCAUGUUGCACCAUCCAUAUUCAUCUGA
Messenger RNA from Gongylonema pulchrum, 252 nucleotides. The record is from the annotation of a GenBank genome assembly. Lineage: Eukaryota; Metazoa; Nematoda; Chromadorea; Rhabditida; Gongylonematidae.